Messenger RNA from Exophiala viscosa, 3554 nucleotides. RefSeq lists its product as uncharacterized. NCBI's taxonomy places the organism in Eukaryota, Fungi, Ascomycota, Eurotiomycetes, Chaetothyriales, Herpotrichiellaceae. The transcript has a single exon. The record is from RefSeq and is a predicted model, not a curated record. Bases 216 to 3245 code for a protein of 1009 amino acids.
UCGUCCUUGCGUGUCACUCUCCCAUUUGUACCACGAAUGUCAUUUAUAUCUCACGUAUAAUAUGAAGCCUUUCUGUAUAUAUCUGAGGCAUUCAAGAGUCUUCCCAUGUCUUGACAUUUAGUAACAUCACCAUCUCCGAAUCAUCGUCGCUGAACCAUGCGUUCACCGGUCUCUCAUCCCUCAUCAGCUGUGCACCCAAUACUACAACUCUCAGAAUGGCCACAACGCUGAUGCCUACGAGACAGUCAGAUCUUUCACAAUUCGAACUGUUGAUCACUUGCAAUCCGCCUAUACUGCAGUCGCUGCUCGCACAAGCAUCGACUGAGGCCAUAUUCCGACUCUACCAAACCUCAUCUUUUCUGCGCGAUUUCUUCUCCAAGUCACCUACAUCAUGGCGAUAUAUAUCAUGGCGCCUGUCCCAACCAGCCGCGGUCACUGCGCUCACAGCGAAUAACGGGGGUGCUGCCCCUCCACGUCAAUCAAGCAAUUAUGCUCUCGAUCAGAUCCUCCUCAACGUCAUAAACCCUUUCAGUACAAGAUUGGUCAGCCUCGAAUUGGAUAAUACUGCAGUCAGUGGAGCGACGUUAACUUCCACAGUCUUGGUGUUGAGGAGAGACACAUUGCAGCACGUUUCAGUCCGCGGCUGCAAGAACGUAUCAUUGAAAUAUCACAUUAAUCCAUGGCUUCAGAUGCAUGCACUGGCGCGGGAGUCUCAGACGGCUAAUGGCCCACCUGGGUUCGAAACACUUGCGUUGAAGAGUCUCUACACCUACAGAUGCCGGCACCACAGGAGGAGGCCAUACCUGCCUAGUAGUCUGGCUCGCAAGGAAAGCGACAGUGAACCCACCCAUGAAUUGGUACUCACAUGUCACAAGUUGGGGAUUUGGACUGACACAGCUUGGUGCACCACACCAGGAGCCCGCUGCUAUCGUCGGCGGGGUUAUGUCAAGAUGAGAAUGCCGCAGGAUCCCAGGGAAGUAUGGGUCGUGUAUGAUCGAUUGUGGAGGAGCCGCAAUUGGCUUGGACCAAUCGACCAGUCAAGGACUCCGAGCGAUGCUGGCCCACGAAAACGGAAGCGCGAUUGCAGAAGCUGGGAGUUUGAUGAAGAGGGCAUCAAUGGCGAACCAAUUGGACUGAGAAACGAAGGCAAAGCGACCCCGGCACAUUUGCGUGAAACCCACAAGCAGUUUGUCGAGAAUAUCACCUGCCACAACUGUUCUGCUGAGAUCUUGGAACGAUGCGAACAGUGCUCGGUAAUGAUGCACUGCGUUGGAUGCAGAAAGACGCUUUGUGCAAGUUGUGCAUUCGAUCGACCGUACCUACGAAACAAACACGCUUCCGAAGAGGAAAGAAACAGGUUUUGGUGGGCGCCGGGUUGUGCUGUGUCGCCAUGUUCUAUGCAAGAUCAGGAUUUGCCUGCCAACGGCGUGAUUAUUGGGAGUCAAACGCAGACUGCUAAUGUCCUGCCUAACAUCAAGUUCAGAUGGUGCUGUACAGAGCCAGUCUUCUCUGGAGGAGGUGGUAUCACGUUCGGUGGCAGCAAUACUCGGGAGACAGACAGGAUACGUGCCGCACCUUUGCCAAGCGGACAGGGCUGGGAAGAUCCCGAAUUCAGUCCAGAUCGGUCCGAUCUGGGAAAGCUCACGGGGAGUUCUCACUCACGUUCACACGCGGCUUUGGCUCAUGGACCAGGAGGUCGCUGGUCGUCCAUGGACAACUUUUUCCAGACGGUCGAGACUUUGAGCCCACCAGGCUAUCCACCGAUUUCGGUCCCCAGAGUGCUAUGUGACGAAUGCUACAGUUCGGAGCAUUGGAAGCUCAAAUGUGAAGCUUGUUCUACUGCUUUAUGUCUCAAGCACGACAUAGGCGAUCGAAUGAAGGCGAGAAUAUGUGGCUACAGAGAUCUCGUGGCCGAGAAGCAAGAAUACAGGUCCCGGCAGAAAGCUCUGAAGUUGCUGGCUACCCUGAUGCGACACCGGAAGGAGAGACUUGGGGCAGCAAAACCGGUUCAAGAUCAGGACGAGACGAGCUCGAAGAUGACUGGUCUUGUAAAUGGUGUUGACCGAUUAUUCCUGCACGCAGGUGCUUCGACAACAGCUCAAGAGUGCGAGCCUGGGCCAAGCUCGCACAACGUGCUUUCAGCACAUGCAGCAGAACUUGAAGUUGGGCAGGCUGCUGAAAGUUUGCGAGCCCCGUUGGCAGAACUUGAUCUGCCUUUGCGAUCACGUUCCCCUGCCUCUGACACUACUGGACCUCAGUCUCGAUCCACAUCUCCGACACCAUCGGCACAGUCAACAUCUGCCACGGAAUCAGGUGCUCUUCCCUAUGAAACCGACUCGGAACUGCCAUCAAUGCCCAGAUGGCAAGGUUGCCAGGCCUUUUUCUGCCCGGCAACUCGUCCUCCCAGUGAUCACAGACGACGAUGUACGGCGGUUAUGAAACAGUGCCUCGAGUGCAAAGUGCAGGUCUGUGGUACUUGUGUCAAUGCCGAAGGUCCUCCCUGCCCCUGCAAAGGCUGCCGGGGCACGGUGCAGCCUGACGAGCCUACUUCUUCUGCAGGCCCGGCAAUGUCAGCAUAUGUCAAUGCUGCACCUGCAGACGCUGCGCCAUUUUACUGCCCGAAUUGUCGAUGGGAGAGAAUGCUGACGGGCAGAUGCAAAAGAAAGACUGAAGAAUUCCUGCGCGCUCAGUCACAAACUCUGCGGAAGAUGAAGAAACGAAAAGAUAAACGGCGCAAACCUGUUUACGACAGGCAAGGAGAGAGCAAUCCUCGCUCCGCAGCAGAAGACGCCAUUGACGGGCUGGUCGAAUUUUUCACCAGUCUCAACGUCCAGUUCUCGGAGACAGGUCAUUCAGAAGAGGUUGAUGCGAUGCUAGCUUUACCAGAGGUCGAUCCGAAUUCAGCAACAAACAUGAACGAUAUCCAGGAAUUGGAGGAUAUGGGAGCUCUGGCACGAGACUUGAUUCGCAGAAUACAACGUCUCCGAGAUCAAUUCAGGCCUGGCUCGUUGGCGGCUCUUGCGCUACCAGACAUUCGCCUCGAGGGCGAUCUAGAGGCCAGCGCUGCUGUCGUCAGACCUGCACAUCCUGAGCUUCCUAUACCAUUUCAGCCUGCUCCAGGACACGCCGGAGGACAACUAGAGGUCAUGCACGAGAACGAAUUGAUGCUGGAUCAGCCGGAAAUGGAAGAUGAUGAUGAUGAUGACGAGCAUCUCCUAGACGGACGGGACUCGAGUUCAGAGUAAGGUCCAUUGGGGAGGGAGGGCUCGCUGAGUACAGUACAAUGGGAUCAGGAUUCCAGACAUGACUUGAUCUGGCUGGAACAUGGGAAUUUCCAGGAUGAUUUUGUGAGAAUUUUUGGCAGACGCAUCAGCAAUGGCAUGAACGGGAAGGAGCAUGGCGUUCAGGACUCGGAGAAAAUGACAAUUGAAAUGAUGUUCCUGGAUCUUCAAAUCUCGAAAUUUCGAUCUUGAUCAUGGCGGGUGUCACAGCACCACUCAUUCCACCUUGAAUCUACUAGUAUCCCGCUCGCUCACGUAACACAUCUGUAACAC